AUGUCGGCCCAAUCUCCACGCCUUCAUACACCAAAGGGCGCUCGCAAUAACAACGCUCACAACAACAGCAACGCCGUCAACAACAACAACAACAACAACAACAACAUGAACGGAAAUUCUCAUCCACGCCGAUCCUCAAAGAAGCCAAACACCCCCAAGUUGAAGAACUCUAUCCCCCUCAACACCCCACCUUCUUCGCCUCCGGGCAACAUGAGUCCCGCAGGUGUCGGCGCCAUGACAGACUCAUCGGUCAAUGUCCAAUCCACCAAGAAAAGACCCCCACGUUCGGGCAAGAAACAACCACCGCGCAAUGCCAAUGGAUACUCCUCUGCCCCUGGCCAGAAUGGUCACAGGCAUUCUCAUUCCCAGUCCGGUACUGCGACUCCCGCCAAGGAUUCUACCGCUGCCUAUGCUGGUCCAACCUUCCACGCCUCCCCGGCUCCAUCCGCUUUGCCCAUUCCAAGCUUCUUUUCCAAGUCGCUGCCUGAGUCCGAUCUUGCACCUCACUUAGAAACCGACAGCGACACUGCGGAUGUGGAAGUUGAUCUGGAGACCACACCCUCCAAGCCACGAGUUGCUCGCCCACAGCCAGCAAACCCAGCUCAGGCGGCUCAUCAACCCUCGCCUUUGGACUUCCUUUUUCAAGCUGCCGUUCAGGCUCGUACCGGGAACAACGUUGGCAGUCCGGAGGCAUCUACUCGCAUGCGCUCGCCGCAGACCGAUUCCAAAGUCCUUCGCUCAAAUUCCAAUCACACUGCCGGUGGCAUGUUCCCAAUGGAUCUGGAAAAUGAUCGUGCACGAGCUUCCCCCAUUGGUCCCUCCUUCGCCCCCUCCUAUCAAGAUCGCAUGAAUGCUUUGCGCUCGACUACUUUCCCCGCGCAAUCUCCCUCCCCCAGUCCUGCGGCACCUCGCGGAGAUCAAUAUCGCGCCACAACGGAGCAGUUGAAGUACAUGCUUCUGAACCCACGACCUCAAGAGCCGCCUUCUGCUUCGGCAUCGUCGUCCACCAACAAGCCCGCGGGCAACUAUGGCGCCUCCAGUCCUAUCCGACCAAACAUCAAUGCCUCGAUUUCUCACUACGCAACCCCGAUGCGCGCCUACUCUGGUCCACCCGCCGAUGUCUCGCAAGGCCAUCCAGCUGCCGGUCCGACCAAACCCGCGCCAGUGAACAACCAUGGCGACAGUGCCGCACAAUCGGUGUACUCUUACCCGUAUGCCAACAGCUCGCAGCCGCUUCGUAGCACUCAGUCUCCUCUGAGACGUGCGGUGCCCAUGGUCAAUGGUCAUGCUAAUGGCUAUGCUAAUGGUUAUGCUAAUAUCUAUGGCAACGGCGCCAAUGGAAGUUUCUACAGCAACGGAAACUCCUCUGGUUAUUCCUCGCCUGCGCCUCAUGCCAACAACAAUUUUGCCGCGACCGCGCCUGCAGCUAUGCCACAGCAGACCCAGUUCAUCCCGCCAGAGCCCCAGUACCACCAGGCUGCAUUUCCUUUGGUCAACUCCCCUCCUGCCACCUCUGGACCGGUCGACACUAAGAAGAUGGAGGAUGAUCUGCGCCGAAUCUUAAAGUUGGAUGCCGCCCAAACCUCCGGGCCUGCUCUUCCUUCUUCGAAUUUGCAGAGCUCGUUUGCCGCCUAG
Messenger RNA from Penicillium diatomitis, 1635 nucleotides. RefSeq lists its product as uncharacterized. NCBI's taxonomy places the organism in Eukaryota, Fungi, Ascomycota, Eurotiomycetes, Eurotiales, Aspergillaceae. Bases 1 to 1635 code for a protein of 544 amino acids. The record is from RefSeq and is a predicted model, not a curated record. The transcript has a single exon.